GCUUUGCUCAUCUCCGCUUUCACGCGUCAAUACUCGAGGUUUCCUAUUUCUUUUACAGGGAAAUUGUUUCAUCUAGCUCGCUCAAAAUAUUACUUCAAACCCUAACCCUAGUUUCGCCGGUAAAAUCUCUGCAUCGAGAAUCGACUACUGUUGAAGCAAUGGCGACUAAACCAGUUGCAACUGAGGCAAUUGCUCUUACGGAGAAGAAAAUGGAUAUGGCAUUAGAUGACAUCAUCAAAAUGUCUAAAAAUAAAGGAAGCAAGUCUAAUAGACAGCAGAGGGUUCCGAACAAAAGUCAGAAAAAUUUCAAGAAUGCUGCUCAACAGAAGUCCUUUAAAGUGCAGCAGUAUAUGGACUCUAGAUCAUCUCUUAGACAGGGAGUUUUAGCUCGGAGAAGGUCAAAUUUCAAGGGUAAUCAAUUUCCCUUUGCAUAUGAGGUUGCUCAAAAGGCUGCAGUUGGUUCUCUUCGCGGCAGACCUUUUAAUCGCCGUGCGGUUCCUGUCUCGAACAAAGCAAGGGUUGGAUCUUUCAUGGUUCGGAGGCCUGCUAAUUCAAAUGUUGCUCCGAAGCAGCCAGUGGAGGGGAAGCAGCAACAAGGGAUUUCUGGUGCGAAGCAGAGGCCUCAAACACUGGAUUCGCUAUUUGCCAAUAUGAAGGAGCAGAGGAUGAGGAAGAUAUCAAGCCAGAAUAAUGCUGUGAGACACAAUGGAGGUGGUGGCCAACCCAGGGUUCCUUGGGCAAGAGGCCGCUUUGGCAACUAAGAUUUCCAUCCAUUGAAGAUUUCAACUAGAUUUGUUUUCAUGGUGCUAAAAGAACAGAGUGUCGAGGUAGCUGAUUGUCAUUUUGGCCUUCUGUGUUCCCAGAUAAUGCAAGUUCACGGGGGAGGGUGGCCCAAUUGCCCGAUGGAUCUAUAGUGUUUGGUUUUAAUAUUGUUGGUGGUUUGGUAAACUGAAUUCCAAUAAUGCACUAGUUUCACUUUGCUUGGCAUUGUAUAGCAGUCUUCUAUUCAGGAAAUCCUUAAACCUUUUUUCUUGCUCAAAUUAUCUCUUGGGAUCUGUUGUGAGUUC
This is a messenger RNA of Tripterygium wilfordii, 1067 nucleotides long. Its product is annotated as UAP56-interacting factor-like. NCBI's taxonomy places the organism in Eukaryota, Viridiplantae, Streptophyta, Magnoliopsida, Celastrales, Celastraceae. The record is from RefSeq and is a predicted model, not a curated record. The transcript has 7 exons. Bases 159 to 761 code for a protein of 200 amino acids.